Moesziomyces antarcticus is the source of this 1860-nucleotide messenger RNA. RefSeq lists its product as uncharacterized. The record is from RefSeq and is a predicted model, not a curated record. The coding region runs from base 1 to 1860 and encodes 619 amino acids. NCBI's taxonomy places the organism in Eukaryota, Fungi, Basidiomycota, Ustilaginomycetes, Ustilaginales, Ustilaginaceae. The transcript has a single exon.
AUGGACCUCAAGAUCCUCAGCACCACCGUCAACGACGUCUACCUCAGCCCGCAGGUGCGCUCCGAGAACGAGACGCCCGAGGACGCCGAGCCUGUCACCGUCCAGGUCAUCAUCCAGCUCAGCAUUCCAGCCGGGCACAAUCCACCAUCAAAAUUGCUCAACCUCACCGCAAGUCUCGUCGGAUACGAGUCGAUAGGCUUUCCGAAGGGCGGCUUUGAGCAGAAUCAGCCUUACUACAACAAAAAGACGAUCGAAUCGGCAACCGACCUCAAGCUCGAGUCCGGCUCUAUCUACCAAUUCGAAGUGUCGUUCAGCGUCGACCACAGCACUGCGCCGUAUCAGAGAUGCAAGUACGGGAGACAUCAUCAAAAGGUGCAGGUCAAAGCCACUUUUCCGGGCCUUCUGGGCAAGAAGACACUCGUGGCCGAGAAGAAUAUGUUCUUCAUUCAGACGGUCGCCGCCACCGGUUUCUUGCCGUACUACCACGUUCACCGCGGCGCAGAAGAGGGGCUCGGCCCCGUCUUCCUUGGAGUGCGCACGCAGCAUCUCACCGUCGGAGGCUACCUGCGCAUCACGUUCUCCCUCGACAGUCCGAGCCCGACGCUCCAGCUCCACUCGCUCAAGCUCGCACUUCUGCAACAGACGACGCUCAAGUCGCGCGUGCGCCGCAACUACAUGGAGUUUCCACCCUCGGAGCGUUUUGUCUUUUUCGAGGCUGGUCCAGAAGAGCUCAAGCAGUGUCUGCAGCAGUCGAGCCAUGAUGGUCGGCUCGACGGUCUGUUGGCGCUUGCGCAGGAGCAACAGCAGCAGCAGCAGCGUCAGGAAGCCGGCGGCAGCUCGCAUCCGUCGGCGUACUCGGCGCUCAAGGUGGGGCAGUGCAACUGGGUGGCGCGCAUCCCUAAUGACUCGGAGGCUCGCGCAUCGACGUUGCCGGGCAGCGACUGUGCGAUCGGGAUGGCACACGCACUCGAGCUGACGAUCCAGUACUCGGAUCCGGCGUUGGGCAACUCGGACGUGCGCACCUACCGCAGCUCGUGGGGGCUCAUCCUGCCGUCAUGCGCGUGUCGCUGGCAGUCGAUGCGUCUGCCGUCGUACACGCCCGAGGACGCCAACCCGGUGCCCAAGGUAUCGCGAGACUUUUGGGCUGGGCGCAACGAGCACGAGUCGGUAGAUCAGUGCGUAUGCGGCGAGGAACUUUCGCAUCUGCUCGAGAUGGAGCAGCAGGCGGCAAGCGAGAGCGAGAUCCAGGCGUCGUCGGAGCUGUGGCGCGACAUGCUCAGCCACCGCCUGCAGCAGCGUCUGUUGCGCAACGGUUUUGGCGCACGCAGCUCGUCGUCGUCACCUGCAAUCUCGCGCAUCGUUUCGCGAAGAGGGAGCAUCGACGAACCCUCAGCUUCGGCAGCUUCUGCCUCGGGGACGGCAGAGAGGGGACGCCCCACACGCACGCCACCGUCGCGAUCCAACUCGGCCAAUGUUGCUGCAGAUGAUGCAGCCUCGCUGGGCGAAGGAGUGCGGUUUGGACUCAUCGAGGCGGACGACGAGAUCGAGUUUGAAAUGCAGGCGCGCGAGGUGCUGCACGACCUGCAUCUGGACGAGGCCGACUACCAGCGCGAGUGGGACCGGUUGAACGACUUGCGCAUGCGCAGGAACAAGGCGCGCAACGAGUACACCUCUGUACCCUCCCAUGCGGCGCAGGAGAGAAGGCAUCGUUCGCUGUCGGCCAAUCCGGCUCUCCGGCUGUUUCAAAAACGUUCGGCCAGCAGCAACCCUAGCCGCGCCAAUAGCAGGCCUUCCACACCCCCGAGCCCGCAUGUACAGCUCGAAGGCUUGGACGAGCUUCGUCUCGACGAGAAGGAAUAG